AUGCCUGUUCCGCUCGCCAUCGCUGUACCGGCUGCAGUCGCAGCUUAUUCCUAUCUCAGCGCUCGAAUUUCCCUAUGGUAUGACAAACAGUUACUAUCCUAUGCGCUACCCGCCACUCUCUCAGCUAUGUGGCGCGAACAUACCGACCGACUGAACGGUUUCUAUGUCCUUGAGCGCGCUGCGUUAAACAAAUCCACGGCCAACCGCACGUUUAUCAUUUUUGAGGGCAAAACAUACACCUACCGGGAGACGUACGAUCAGGUCCUCAUGUAUGGCACCUGGCUGCGGGAGCGCUUCGGCGUCAAGCCCAAGGACAUCGUCGCCAUAAACUUCCAAAAUUCCGACGUCUUCAUUUUCUUAUGGCUCGGCCUUUGGUCAAUUGGCGCAAAGCCCGCCUUCAUCAACUACAACUUGACCGGCAAGCCGCUGGCACACUGCGCCAAGGCUGCCAAGACGAAGCUGAUGCUCAUAGAUCCCAAUGUCGUCGCCAAUGUUGGUGAAGACGUGAGGAGAGAGCUGGAUACCGUGCAGUUCGUCGUGUUAGAUGAUGCUUUGCACCGAGAAAUCAACGCUACUGAGCCCAGGCGUGCGCCGGAUUCUGACCGAUCCGAGAGCCAGUACCAGAACCUGGCCAUCCUCAUCUAUACGUCGGGAACGACUGGCAUGCCCAAGCCGGCCAUUGUGUCAUGGGGAAAGUGCAUCGUCGGGGGUGUUUUAACGUCAAGAUUCACCGGCAACUCUUCAACCGAGGUUUUCUACACCGCCAUGCCCCUGUACCACAGCUCUGCCGCCCUCCUGGGCUUUCUCAACGUCCUCGAGGCAAAUGGCGCUAUCUGUAUUGGACGAAAGUUCUCGACAAAAGUGUUCUGGGAGGAGGUUCGCUCGUCCGGGGCAACCAUCAUUCAGUACGUCGGCGAGACGUGUCGAUAUCUUCUGGCUGCACCACCCCAGAUCGACCCCCUCACCGGAGAAAACCUCGAUAAAAAGCACAGAGUACGGGUGGCUUUCGGCAAUGGGCUCAGGCCAGAUGUAUGGAACAAGUUCAAAGACAGAUUCGGAAUCGACACCAUUGCCGAGUUCUAUGCUGCAACCGAGGGUUCCUUUGGAACCUGGAACCUGAGCCGGAACGACUUUGCCAAGGGGGCCGUCGGAAGAAACGGCAUGCUCUACAGCCUCAUUCUGGGUUUUGACGUUGCGCUUGCUCAAAUGGACGAGAACAAUGAAGCACCACUACGAGACAAGAAAACCGGCAUGUGCAAGCCCGCCAAACCCGGGGAGCCAGGAGAACUCAUUUUCAGGCUCUCCCCCAACGAUCUCAACCGCCGAUUCCAGGGCUACUAUGGCAACCCCGAUGCGACAAAGGCCAAGAUUAUGCGCGACGUUUUCUCAAAGGGAGAUGCGUGGUUCAGGACAGGCGACGUGGUGCGAUGGGAUUGCGAAGGACGACUCUACUUCUCCGACCGUAUAGGUGACACCUUCCGCUGGAAGAGCGAGAACGUAUCGACACAAGAGGUUGGCGAGGCGGUAGGUUCGCAUCCGGCUGUCCAAGAAGCCAACGUAUACGGCGUGGAGCUGCCGAACCAUGACGGCCGUGCGGGAUGCGCCGCUGUGGUCCUGCACUGCAAGCCAUCGGAUGAGGUCAUGAAGAGCAUCGCGAAGCAUGUGAAGGAGUCGUUGCCCAAGUACGCUCUGCCCCUCUUCCUGCGCGUCAUACCUCCCCAUGCUAUGCAGAGAACCGGUACGAACAAGCAGCAAAAACACGACUUGCGGGCUCAAGGCGUUAAGCCAGGCAUCCCCGGCGAUGUGUAUUGGCUGAAGAACGACACAUAUGUUCCCUUCUCGAAACGGGACUGGGACGAGCUUAAUGGUGGACGGGUGAGGCUGUAA
Molecule: messenger RNA, 1887 nt
Organism: Colletotrichum graminicola M1.001
Lineage: Eukaryota; Fungi; Ascomycota; Sordariomycetes; Glomerellales; Glomerellaceae
Product: AMP-binding enzyme
Exons: 3
Coding region: 1-1887 (628 amino acids)
Molecular function (GO): long-chain fatty acid-CoA ligase activity; long-chain fatty acid transmembrane transporter activity
Source: RefSeq, a predicted model, not a curated record